This is a messenger RNA of Lasiosphaeria miniovina, 1635 nucleotides long. RefSeq names its product glycerol kinase-like protein. The transcript has 3 exons. Gene Ontology annotation, molecular function: glycerol kinase activity. Gene Ontology annotation, cellular component: mitochondrion. Gene Ontology annotation, biological process: glycerol metabolic process; triglyceride metabolic process; glycerol-3-phosphate biosynthetic process. NCBI's taxonomy places the organism in Eukaryota, Fungi, Ascomycota, Sordariomycetes, Sordariales, Lasiosphaeriaceae. The record is from RefSeq and is a predicted model, not a curated record. Bases 1 to 1635 code for a protein of 544 amino acids.
AUGUCGAACGACGCAGUCGAUACCCCUAACCACCACGAGGACCAUUCUUCGCUUCCGCAGGGAAUACACGAGACAGAGGAGGAAAAGAAGCGGCACUGGUUCGUGGGUAGCGUCGACCAGGGCACCACCUCGACGCGUUUCCUAAUCUUCAACGGGGAGGGUGAUCCAGUCGCAAGCCACCAGGUAGAACUUGGGAGCCUCUAUCCAAAGUCAGGCUGGCAUGAGCAAGAGCCGCUUGACCUGCUUAGCUCGGUUGAGCAAUGCAUCAACGGAGCAGUGCAGAAGUUUGAGGCGCUGGGGCAUUCCAAGGCCGACAUCCGGUCCAUCGGCAUCACGAACCAGCGCGAGACAACAGUAGUCUGGGACAGCAAUACCGGAGAGCCGCUCUACAACGCCAUCGCCUGGCCGGACACACGCACCAAGAAUCUGGUGCGAGAACUCAGGUCGCGCGAGUUGGCCGACACUCUCACAGAGCUGUGUGGGCUUCCUCUAUCAACGUAUCCCAGCAGCGUCAAGUUGCUCUGGCUCCUGCAGAAUGUUGAUGUCGUCAAGCAGGCCUAUGAAGAGGGCCGUCUCGCUUUCGGGACCGUGGAUUCAUGGUUAAUCUACAGACUCAACGGCGGCGCACAGGCGGAGAAACCCAUCCAUGUCACAGACAGCACGAAUGCGAGCAGGACCAUGUUUAUGAACCUACGCACACUAAAGUACGACGACAAACUUCUGGGCUUCUUUGGGAUCGAUAAGCACAAGAUCCAACUACCCAAGAUCGUGCCGUCGUCCGAUCCCAAGUGCUUCGGUAAGCUGACAACGGGCGCGCUCGCCGGUGUGUCCAUUGCCGGGUGUCUAGGCGAUCAAUCUAGCGCACUAGUCGGACAGUGUGGAUUCAACGCCGGUCGAGCCAAAAAUACAUAUGGAACAGGGUGCUUUCUCCUCUACAACGUAGGCUCCGAGCCCGUCAUAUCUAAAUACGGCCUGCUAGCUACGGUCGCCUACGAUUUCGGCGCACUAAGGAAACCCGUUUACGCCCUGGAGGGGAGCAUAGCAGUAGCUGGGUCCGGUGUCAACUUUUUGAUGAACAACCUGGGAUUUAUGGAACAGUCAAGCCAAAUUACAGACCUCGCCCUGGAGGUCGAAGACAAUGGCGGCGUGGUUUUCGUAACAGCCUUCAGCGGACUCUUUGCCCCGUACUGGAUUGACGACGCCAAGGGGACGCUGUUCGGUAUUACACACCACACAACCAAGGGACACAUUGCGCGCGCAACACUCGAGGCGACGUGCUACCAGACUAAGGCAAUCCUCGACGCCAUGGAGAAGGACUCGAACCACAAGCUUGAGUCGCUCGCCGUCGACGGCGGCAUGUCUAACUCGGACCUGUGUAUGCAAACCCAGGCUGACAUCAGUGGUAUUCUCGUGGACCGGCCGGCCAUGCGCGAGACGACAGCCCUCGGCGCAGCCAUAGCUGCUGGCCUUGCCACGGGCGUGUGGUCCGACUUUGAAGACCUCAGGGAGAUUGGCCAAACUGGCAGGAAAGUGUUCACUCCGCAGAUGGAACCCGCCGUAGCCGCCAAGUUGUUCAAGAACUGGGAACGCGCCGUCGAGAUGAGUCGUGGAUGGAUGAAGGAUCAUCCCGAGUGA